CGACUGUGUUUAUGUUGUAGUGAUUGUAUAGUGCUGGUAGAUUUUUUUAACAGAGGCCAUCCAAGAUGAGCGUUAUACGUGGCCGGGUGGCUGAAAGGUGCACUAGCCCGAAUGAGCACGUCGAGUUAAUUCGCGAGCUGGAGUCGCGGUACGCAGAAAUGCUCAAACCGAUCCGGGACCUAAACAAAAAUUUUGCGGUGAGCCUUGACGUUCUAGAAAAAUACAUCCAGGAAGUGAAACAGAUCUCUAUCGACACUAUCAAUUUUGCCAAUGCCGGUUUAAUACUACAGUCGAGUAAAGAGGUGUAUGCGCGAAAAGUUGAUUAUCUCGAGAAACUCUUUGAAGAUCUUCAGAAAACAGCGUACAAUGUUAAACGAAAAGAAAAAGAUAACGAGGACAAUGCUGAUGAGAACUCAAAAUCAAAACGGACAAGAAAGAGGAAAGCCAUGGUUGACGGUUUGGAUGAAUACAAACUGAUAUCGCCUGAUGACAUACCGCAGUUGGCGGAUGGUGAUGAAAUGAAUUUUAACAACGUCGGCUUAACUUAUAUUACACAACUACGUGCCUGUCUGCUCAAACCCGAGGUUUCAGUUCACGUUGAACUACGCGACAUAAACGGCGAUCUGAUAGGUCGCAAAAAUGAUUUCCGAGUUAACUGGCCGGUCAACCAAGACGGGAUGCCCUGCGAUCUGACAUUAUGUUAUUACGAGGAACGUAAACGAAAUCAGUCUUCGGAUCUCAUUUGUGGUGAUUUGUCUGAUCGGGUAGACGAUAGCAUGUGCCACAACGACAUGUCAGCAACUCCACCUCGAGAUUCACCCGCUCAGUCGAUGUUUGGACGUUCUGACCUCACAUCAACGCCAUCUGUUCCUCACAUCGUGGGACUUACGGAUCCAUUGCUGAAUUCUACUGAAACUGGCACGAUUGCAUUUAGUGAAACCCGACGAAAAACCCGAGGGAAAAAGCUUCCAACAGAAAUGACCCUAGAUGAGUUUCUGACUGGGAAGAAGCGGAGAAGCAAAAAUGAAACAUCUACGAAAAAGCGGCAUAAUAAACGCAGUGAGAAAAAAGCAAAGGAGCUUGAAGAACAGCAAAAAAAAGCAGCAGAAGAAAUUUCUACAGUUAACUGCGUUGCUAAGGGAGGCGUGAAGGAGGAAGGCGUCGUUCUUUCAUUGGAGAAGUUGGUUGAGGGUUCGUCAAUGGUGACAGGCGCUUCUGACGUCUUCAGCCCCCCUGAAAGAAAACCGGAAGACAGCAUAAAUAAAAAAAAUCUUCCGCCAACGAGUCCAUUACAUAACAUCGAUCACUUACAGGCGGAUGUGCCCGAGAUUAAAGACGAUGCUUUACGUCACAACACUACAAACCACUUUUAUGGCGAUGUCGAGCAGCUCGAAAGUUCCUGUCAGGAGGAUUUCGAGGUUAGACUGCAAAGUCCGAGCGAAUCAGUGAUGGAGUGCGCGGUGGACGCAGGUUGUUCCGACAACGAUUCAGACGUGCCAUGUCGAGGUGACGCUCCGCAAUCAUCAGCUACUUCAGAUUUCCCUGAAGUUCAUUCAACGGCUAGAACGAUUGUCGAGGAUGGCCAAAUCUAUAAGACUGGCAUACUUGAGCUCGACCCGAUGAAUCAAAGGAUACGAGCUUGGGAAGAUCGAAUUCUGCCCAUUCUCGAGGAGCAAGCCAACCGAACGAAGUUCCGUUUACCGGACUAUGCCAGUCGACUUCUGGGUGAACUGCGUGAAGGUGAAGUUGUCCCGUGUUCGAAGCUCGUAGCGAGCAACAGCCAGUACGAGGUAUCACGCAACUUCGUCGCAUUAUUACAUUUAUGCAAUACGCGGAACGUCGACAUGCAAGAUGGCAAUGUAUCGCUACUAAGCAGGGAAUAUCGACUCAGCGCAGAAGAUAUCGAAAGCUACGAGUAGCCGCAACAGUGGAGGGAACAGCAACCACAUUUACUGUUACUUCUUAGGCAUAGUCAUUUCGUUCAUGUCAUUUUACAUACCUCAUCCAUCCGUUGUGAUACAACGCUGAGAAGUGCGCCGAAAUGUCGCAGUCUUGUCUUGUUCCACUGUUUCUAGAUCUUCAGCGAAGAAAUAUGAAAUGUCCGUGAAAUAGGUAUUGUUACUAUCGUAAACAGUCACAAGGCAAUUUCCCCUGGAUCGAACGGCCAAGUGGUUGUUUUCGAUAUGGCCCGAUAAACUCUCCUCAUUAGUUUGGUUAUCAAAUAGUAAAGCGUAAGGAUGUGUAAAUACAUGUAAAUAUUACAAAUUAUGUUUUAUAUGUAAUCAUGUGCUGUAUGUACUUCCAAUAUAUCAUUAAUGAUAACAAGAUUUUCGGUUACUUAAUAUACCGAUUCAUUGCGUUACCUUAGUAAAUUAUACUGAGGGCUGCCUCCUUUAACAAAUCUGGCGCAGCUUCUAAAUGGUGACUUCGAAUUGUUACCAGCCGGUGUUCAAUAAAAUACAGUAGUGCACAAUAUAAGCAUAUGAAACGCAUGACGUGAAGAGCUUAGUUUUAUGUGGUAGAACAAAAAAAUAUAUACAUUUUUGGAAAAGAAAUAGACGCGAAUUAAUAAAACUGCGUAUAUUGGUAUUAUGGGCAUACGUCAGAGUUUCGGCAAAUGUAAACGUAUUGGAGGUUUCGCUUGCAAUUGCUUGCACUGCCUCAUAAUAUCAUGGGGUGUCUGAUAAGGUGUUAAUUUUAGACCAAGCUCUUCACAAUUACCGAAACUGGAAUGUGAUUUCGGAUGUGACAUGUAAUGACGCCAGGCUGGUUCUUGAAAUGUUUCCGGUAAAUUGACUCAUUUUUUCGUUUGGAGACUUAGAGGAGGACUGAGUGUAGGGACAUCAGCCAUUUUAGACAUUACCAUUUUGUACUACAUACCACAGCCAUUACCGCAUUCUACAUGUUUAGGCAGUGGGAGGAAUUGGUGAUUUUAAUUAAAGUACGUGCGUUAGAUCUUCAAGCACUACGACUAAAAUACCAAUGACCCGAAGCGUCCUUCAAGAACUCAUGCACAUCUAUAAUGUGUUUCAAGUCAUUGCUUUGUCUGAAUUGAAUGCGUGUGCAAGUAAAUCACGAAAAUAUUGAUUGAAUGUAAAAUGAAAGUAAAGCGAGGCAUGAUCUCUUAUUCGCUUUAUCGCUAAUGUACAUAAAAAAAUGCAACUAAGUAGGCUCACAUAAAGGAACGAUAGAUAUUACGUAGAAAUUUGCUGACACAAUUUAUUUUAUGGUUUAUAAUUAAGAAUUAGUCAUUAAAGCUCAUAAAAGGUAUCUUGCGUUAUUUGAUAUGGCUAGUUUUGUUCCUUUAUUUGAGGUUAUCUGAACUGGUUGUACUUUAACAUGUCGCAUUUUGGUGAGUUGUCCUUGUUUUACAUACGUUCGAAUUCAUUCAUACGACAACCGACCUAUUUAUAUUACCCAGUGGGUCUGGCUAUGCCGCCAUGUGGCGUAAGUUGUCGUGUCUCAAAUGAUCGUUUGUUAAAUGGCACAGCAAAGCCUUCUAGUCUUCUGGUGCUGGUAGCAAAGAUGGCGAUGAUAAUAAUGAACCACGAGAGAACAAAGUGUUUGAUAUUGUACAUAAGCACUAUUGUAAAUGAAAAUGGCACCAUUGCUGCUGCAUUUUAAAAUUUUCAGUUGUUGCCAUUAUGGCCAAAGAUGGAAUACGGUAAUCGAGUAUUAAUAGAACAAG
Molecule: messenger RNA, 3688 nt
Organism: Varroa destructor (honeybee mite)
Lineage: Eukaryota; Metazoa; Arthropoda; Arachnida; Mesostigmata; Varroidae
Biological process (GO): mitotic sister chromatid separation; meiotic chromosome condensation
Cellular component (GO): nucleus; condensin complex
Molecular function (GO): chromatin binding
Source: RefSeq, a predicted model, not a curated record